This is a messenger RNA of Copidosoma floridanum, 2451 nucleotides long. RefSeq names its product WD and tetratricopeptide repeats 1 (gene adp). Lineage: Eukaryota; Metazoa; Arthropoda; Insecta; Hymenoptera; Encyrtidae. Gene Ontology annotation, biological process: negative regulation of fatty acid biosynthetic process. The record is from RefSeq and is a predicted model, not a curated record. Gene Ontology annotation, molecular function: protein binding. Gene Ontology annotation, cellular component: Cul4-RING E3 ubiquitin ligase complex; cytoplasm.
GCAAAUUAUCGUAAUCGCAGUCUCUCAAAGCUAGCCACAGUAAAACUCGGGAAUAAUAAGUAUUCGGCUGAAGUUAAUUAUUUUCAUCUAACUUGCUCUUUUUUGUCUGUCGUUUGCAAUCUUUUCGUACUGCGGAUUGUACUUACAUAAUUUUUUUGUUUUUUUUUGUUUUUUUCCAUUUAACUCGGUGAGGAUAUGUUUGUUUUCGUUGCUGUGUUAUUGUCCCCGUCAUCAUCCUCGUCGUCCGAGAGUUUAAGUUACAAAGCACAGUGUUAUUGAUACAAUGGAGAUCGUGACUAGAAAGAAACCUGCCGAGCCCCGGGUUGUGGACUUGCUGCGGAAAAGGGAGAUAGGAAAUUCAGUGUCCACAACAAUCACACACAGGCUAAAGGUAACAACCAACUUCCUGAAGCGCUUGGGGAUUGAGAAGGAGCUCGAAGGACACGAAGGCUGUGUCAAUUGUUUGGAGUGGAAUGAAAGUGGAACAACUUUGGCUUCAGCCUCGGAUGAUUACCAAGUUAUACUGUGGGAUCCUUUCCGAUAUCAAAAGAAAUUGACUCUGCAAACUGGUCAUGGGGGUAAUAUUUUUACUGUUAAGUUUAUGCCAAAGUCAAACGACUCGGUGUUAGUGACCGGAGCAGGUGAUUAUAAGAUCCGCGUGCACAACAUUGCAAAUUCGGACACGUUACUGAUCUGCUCUUGCCACUAUGGAAGAGUCAAGCGGGUCGCGACGGCACCAGCGAUGCCUUUCCUCUUCUGGAGUGCCUCCGAGGAUGGCCUGGUCAUGCAGUACGAUCUGCGUCAAUCUCACUCGUGUAAGCUAAGUGAUCAGUCCACUGUUCUCGUCAAUCUGACCAAUCAUCUUGGCCGCUUCAUAGAGGCCAAAUGCAUCAAUGUUAAUCCACGAAGGCCUGAAUUGAUUGCCGUUGGAGCAAAUGAUGCCUAUGUCAGGAUGUACGACCGAAGGAUGAUUAAGCUCUCACAGAGACCCGUAUCUGGAUCGUCAAAUAUUAGUUCUUUGGGUUAUGGAAAUGGUGAUCCCGACAAUAACGUACCACUUGGUUGUGUGCAAUACUUCGUUGCAGGUCACUUGAAAAAUCGAGGUCAGUGUAAAAAGUAUUCCACGACUUAUUUAACGUUUAGCUAUGAUGGAAAUGAGUUGCUAGUCAAUAUGGGUGCAGAGCAAAUUUAUUUGUUCGAUAUCAAUGACCACCGAAAUUCAAGGCGUUUUAUUGUUCCUGCUGAAAUAGAUAGCGAUAAUAGAGACCAAGACGAAGAACUGAGUUCAGAGAACGAUAACAGUCCACUCGUGCUUGAAGAUUUAUCAGCCAUGAAUGUAGUUCAGUUGAGUCCUGAAGUUGAAGUGAUACAUCAACAGGCAAAUAAAGCUUUUGAAGACGAACAUUACGCUGAUGCUAUUUCGAUGUACAAUGAAGCCAUUAGUUUAUGCCCUACUUCAGCAACUCUUUAUGCUAAUAGAGCAAGCACUUAUAUGAAACGUGCUUGGGAAGGAGAUACUUACGAUGCGUUACGCGAUUGUCGAAUCACGUUAGCUUUGGAUCCAAAUCACGUCAAAGCUCACUUCAGACUAGCAAGAUGUUUGUUCGACCUGAAAAGGGUCAACGAAGCUCACACAGUCAUGGAAAACUUUAUGGAAAAGUUUCCGGACUACACAAAGAAUAGCGCUUGUAGAAAUUUAAGAAAAGACAUAAAAGAUGCGCUUAAUUCUGAUAAUGAUUCAACAUCCAGUAAGCCCAACGAAUCAGGAAUCUCAAAAUACGAAAAGGAAUGGCAAAAAAAUGCCCUUGACUUUAAAGUGCGAUUGUGCGGACACUGUAACACAGUCACAGACAUUAAAGAGGCGAAUUUUUUCGGAGAAGACAGUCGGUUUAUCAUUGCUGGCUCAGACGAUGGAUCGUUCUUCACAUGGGAUCGGUAUACGACGAACAUAGUUCGCGUUUUGAAAGGAGAUUCCAGGAUAGUGAAUUGCCUACAACCUCAUCCAUCCAUGUGUUUAUUAGCUACGAGCGGCAUUGAUCAAGUGAUAAGACUGUGGAGUCCCUUACCCGAGGAUGGAUCUGAAAAUGUCUGGGAAGUUAAGAAUGCAAAUGAGGCUGCGAUUGCAAAUUACUUGCGCAUGAACUCAGAACAAUUCGAAUUAAUGCCUUUUAACAUAGCCUACAUGUUUCCUCCCGGUCAAGGCGACGGUCAAGAGGAUAACGAAGGUCGACCCGAUCUGUCGAAUGCCCCGCUGAACUGUAGGCCGAGCUAAGAUCUGCUGAUAAUAACGAGAAAAAAAAAAUUUACAUAUGUUGUUAUUUUUAAUAACUGUUAGGUAUACGCGUAAAAUGCAGUUGUUGCUUAUUACACGCGUAUUUCCUCGUGUGACGGCAAACAAAUUUGCUUUAUAAUGAAAAGAGAGAGAGAAAGAGAGUACUGAACAAAAUUUUA